AUGGUUGACCCGUCCGCCAGCGAGCUCCGGGGGUUGAACAACCUCCAGGACAUCCAGAACUGGGUCGGUCUCCAGCCCACUGUGUGGGCGGCUUUGCAGUCCGAGCUCGGGGAGGUUGCGCAGAUCCGCGAGGUCGUCCUCAUUCCUCCUCAUGCUUGGAUCGCCGGCGUGGCGGCCGCCCGGGUGCAGGAUGCCACCCCUGAAGGCGGGGACCCCCCACCGCCCCGUCCUCUCCGUGGCGUCGAGUUGGGGCAUGCGCGGGGGUUUCGUCGCGUCUGCCGGCUGCGCCUCGGACUACCUGCCGACGAAGAAGGCGAGGGCUCCCCUUCUGGGGGCGGCGGCGGAGUGGCGGCGCCGGGGAACCCUCUUGGGCCCCCGGAGGUCGUCAAUGCGAGCUCCAUCAGGAAGGUCAAGAUGUCGACCAUCUUCGACCAGGCGGACGACUCCGAGAUCGCCCCCUGGUCGGCCCAACGGACGCGAACGGUCAUGGCGGCCUUCAAGGCGGCCAACGACGACGAGGACCCCGAGCCAGACGAGGACGUCACUGGGGACCAGCUGGCGGCCUUGGAGCAUCGCAUCCAGACGGGCGCGUGCCCCUGCCCCGACUUCGGGGUGUGGCGGCCGUACGGCCAGCGGCCUUACGAGGUGCCAGGGCCGCCGACGUUCGCGGAGUGGCUGCCUGCGUUCCGAGUUUUCUCGGUCGGCAUGCGUGCGCUCGGGGCCGCCACGACCACGAGGCUCCAGCUGUACCAGAACAAAAUCUCCAAGUUCAACAACACCUACGGCGAGGUCUGUUGGUGGUUGGUCGCGCUGGCGGAUCAGCGGAUGCGAUCCGAGCGCAUGGAGCGCAUCAGGAGGCGCGCCGAGGAAGAGUACGCGGCUGCGCAGGUUUCGGGGGCGCCGCACGCCUUCGACCCGAAGAUGCCGUGGGACUACUGCUUCAAGGCCGCCGCUGCCGACUCCGAUUUCUGGGAUGAGGAGCUGGGGCGCAAGGCGACGCUCUGGGUCACCCACCUCAGGACCAGGCAGCAGCUCACCGACGACGGCACUGGGCAUUCCGGCCCUGGCGGAGGACGCGGCGGGGGCCGUGGCGCCGCGGGCGGCGGCAAAGGCAACGCGAAGCAUCCGGGCGGCAGGUGGCGCGGGGACGAGAGAGGCAAGCCGCUUUGCUGGGCGUGGAACCACAACGCCAAUGGGUGCAGCGAGGUGUGCGCCAACGGCAGGGUGCACGCCUGCGAGUGGUGCAGGGGCGGCAGGCAACGCUCCGCCUCGCCAGAGGGCGCGCCAGGCCAGGGUCACCGAGAGCACAGGCACGACCCGCUGCCGCACCGGGGGCGUUCGGUUCUUGCCGGCGCCUCUGGAGGCAGCCCUCCCCGAGUGGAGAAGCAUGCGGACCAGUCGCGGGGCACCCGCCCUCGAGUCCGCUCGCGCUCAGCUGCCGGUCGGGCCGCGCGGAUCGACGACCUCCGCGCGAAGCACGACCGCUUGCAGGAGGUCAUCCGCCAGCGGAAGGACCGGUUGCGCCUGGCCGGGGUGCGCCAGGAGGCCGAGGCGUCUGGGCGGGGUCGAGCCGCGCAAGACGCAGGCGGACGAUCACCCCCAAAGGCACCAGCGGGCACGUCGCUUGCCAACCCAACGGCUGGCUCCCGGGCGGCGCGGCGGGCAGAAGAGAACGAGGCGUGCAUCGGCGGGCUCCGGGCGCCGUGGAAGGCCGUCAAGAAGCUCCCGAUGCUCGCGGAGACCGGUCGGACGAUCGGGGCCUUCCUCGACGAGUUCCUGGACCAGCAUCCCGAUUUCCUCGACCUCCCCGACGGCGGCGAGCGCGCUCAGGAGCUGGUCCGGGGUCCGCGCCUUCGCACGGCGCGGGAGGACUUGCGUCGCGCCCUCGGCGCGAAGGAGGCCAAGGCGCAUAAGCGGACGCCCUGGAAGCGGGACAUCGUCGAGGCGCGCGCGGCUGCCUCGCAGGACCCGGAGGUGCACCUUGGAGAUUGGCUUCGGGACGGCGCCCCCAUCGGCGUGGCCAGACCGGUGCCGAGCUGCGGGAUCUUUCCCCAACUCGGCCCGGCCGCGAAGGAGCGCACGCAGGCGCAUGAGGUGCUAUCGUUGCUGGAGGCGCACGGCAACUACAAGAGCUUCGAGGAGGCCAGGGUGCACGCGGAGCCCGAGCUCGCUUGCAUCGUCGAGGACCGGAAGGGCGGCGCGAAGAAGGCCAGGAUCAUCAUCGACCUCCGCAGAUCGGGUGUCAACAGGCGCGUGCAGGUCGACGAGAGGAUUGUGCUUCCGCGCCCGAAGGACAUCCUCAGCAAUGCCAUGCACCUCCUGCGCCACGCCGCGGAGGACGAGGAGGUCGAGGCGAUGGCGUUGGAUUUCAAGGACGCCUUUCACACGCUGCCAGUCCAUGCAGACGAGCUCCCGUAUGGCGUGGCGAAGGUCUUCGACGGCGAGUACGUGGCGUUUCGUACGGUGGUCUUCGGCGGCGAGGCGAGCCCGCUGCUCUGGGGCCGCGCGGCGGCGUACGUCAUGCGCGGUGCGCAGUCGAUCUUCGAGCCGGAGCAUCUCCUGGGCGAGUGCGACGUCGACGACCCCCUGGUGCUCGCCGUCGGCACGGCCGAGACGCGGAGGCGGCGGUUCGCCAAGUUCCUCCUCUGGCCCAUCCUUCUGGGACUGCGGCUUUCUUGGGCCAAGGUCUCGCGGGGGAGGCGGGUCGAGUGGUGCGGCGUGGAAUACCGCCUCGUCUCGCGGUACGUCGUGCAGGCGGUGCUGGCGCAGGCUUUCGCGCAGGAGUUCAAGGCGGGGAUCGAGCAAGGGACGAGGCGGCCGCUCAUUACGCGGUCGGAGCUGCGGCGCAUCGCGGGGAGGGCGUCGUGGGCGACAGGUCUGGUGCCGACGAUGCGCUCUUUCAUCGACAGCCUGUGGGCCACGCUGGCCGACCUCAAUGCCGCGUCCAAGGGGGAUUCGGGGAUCCCCUGGAUCGGCAGGGGCCCCCAGCCAGCUGCGCAGACCUCGCGCAUCAUUGUCGCGUUGGCGUGGUUGCAUGCCUUCCUCGAGGGCGUUGUCACGGGUGGUGAUCCUGGUCGGACGGUCGACGUCAGGGAGUGGUUCCGGCAGCCGUCCAUCGAGAUCGUCUGCGAUGUCGGCCUGGCGGACGUCGAGGAGCUGGGGGUCGAGAAGGGUUCGUGCAAGGCCCAGGCGGUCCUGGAAGCGCUGGCCAUUGCGGUCGCGGCGCGGACUUGGCUUCCCAGGGAGAUCGCCCUCGACGUGGCGCAGAGUCGGUACGGCAUCGACGUGCUGGAGCACGUGCCGGGCGAGCUCAAUGACGUCGCGGACGCACUGUCGAGGGCCUUCGAGCCGGGCGGGCGCUUCGCGCUCCCCGAGGUCUUGCGGCAGGCUGGGUGCACGCGGACUCCCGUGGCCGCGCGCGACGGGUCGUGGUGGCGCUCCAUGGCCCCCACGCGGACGGUGCUGGACAAGGGCGCAGGCUCGUUGGAGCGGGGCCUCCCGCGAGUGAUCCGCGUCGUCAACGCUCCCGCCGACGCGCUGCGCGAGGGGCCGAGGCGGGUCGACGGCGCGCAGGGGCGCCGCGGCCGCGAGGAGGAGGAGAGGAGCAGCGGCGGGGUACCGGAUGCUCUCUUGGGCCCGGGGCCCGCGCCAGCCAGGCGAAGGCGGGAUGAGACGGCGGCAGCGGCGCCAGCCAAGCGUGCCUGCUUGGCAGGGGCGCUGCAGGUCAUCGGAUGUCCGCAGCGCUCCGCUGCCGCCGCCGCAGAGUUCAGGGAAGCCACCCUGGCGGUGACGACGAGGCCCGUGAUGGACAGCUACACGAAGGCCCUCGUCUCGCUGGCCAAGGCGGGCGGCUUCGAUUUGCUGCCGUUUACGCUUGAGAAGGCUUACAGGAUCGGCGGCGCGCUGCGCGCGGCCGGGUACAGGUCCACAGCGUGCUAUCUGGAGAGGUAUAAGCAGAUGCACGUCGAGGAGGACUACGAUUGGUCGGUCAGGCUGCACGGUGUGAUGAGAGGGUGCCGACGUGCGUCGAUCAGGGGCCUCGGGCCGCCGACGCACGCGGCGGUCUUCACCCUGGAGUCGUGGCUGGUGGCGGCCCAUGUGAAGCGAGCGCACGCCCAGGGCGGUCCGACCGAGCCCGGUCGCUUCAUCACUGUGGGCACUUGGUGGAUGCUGCGGGAGAUCGAGGUGGCCCUCCUCACAAUCGAGCGCGUCCGCUUCCUGGAGGAGACGGACUCAGUUGCCGUGGACCUGGGCGUCACGAAGAAGGAUAUCCAGGGCUGCGGAUGCACCCGGGUGCACUCGUGCAUCUGCCAGUGCAGGCCGGAGUGGCAAGCCAUCUGCCCAGUGUGCGUCGUCCGAGCCCAGCUCCAGAAGCGACGGGCUGACCAGGCGGAGCCUUGCGACCCAUUGUUCGCGGACGCCGCCGGCUACGCGGUCGUCAAGAGGGCCGCGGUCGCGACCAUGCGCGCGCUGCUUGUGCCGGAGGGCGCUGGACAGGUGAACGGCCACUCCUUGCGGCGCAUGGGCGCGCAGCUGCUCGCCGCGGCAGGCGUCGAGCAGUGGCUGGUCGAGUGGUUCGGCCGAUGGGGCUCCGACGCCGUCAAGCGCUACGUCGAGGACGCGCGGUCGCGGGCCCCGCAGGCACGGUCUCUGGCGCUUCGGGCGGCCCGAAGCGAUGCCAACGUGGAGCCGGGGCCUGCGACGAUGGCCGCGGCCGGGGCGCGCGAUGCCCCGCUGGCGCGCGAAGGGGAGGAGGAGCGCCAGGGCGGCGCAGCUGGCCCGAUCGGCCUCGAGGAGUUGGUCGGGCGCCUCGUGGAGGAGAGGAUGCGGGAGAGGGAGGAGAGGUUACGCCUCGUCUCCUACGCUCUCGGCAAGACACAUGUCGCGAGGGCCCGCGCGUGCGAGUCGAGAGUGCCCCGCGAGCGGAGCUCGCUGUGCGGCUGGCAUUUCGGAGGUCUCCCGCAGUCGGCCCUCACCUUCCACGAGGGGCGCGCUGACUUGCAUGACGCCUGCAGGAAGUGCGUCCGGCUCGCGGCCUCGCGUGGCUGGCCGGUGGACUGCGCUGCAGCCGGCGCCGGCGGCGAGCGUGGCGAAGGCAGCUCGUCCUCGCAGUCAUCCGAUUCCGGUUCUGGGUCGGACAG
Molecule: messenger RNA, 5141 nt
Organism: Prorocentrum cordatum
Lineage: Eukaryota; Dinophyceae; Prorocentrales; Prorocentraceae
Source: the annotation of a GenBank genome assembly